UUCUCUGGGUUUUGGCCUCACAAAGCUCGAAACUUGCUUUAGCUUAGAACUCUUUUAGCCCCAAAUAAUUGUAGUAGUGAAAAAGAAGAAAGAAGAAGAUGAUGGAGGCCAUUACGAUUACACGUUUCUCUGCUUCAAACGCACCACUUCUAAUCCGAUCCAUGGCUACACAAAAACCAACUCCAUCUACUACCAAAACCGUCACUUCUAAAAAGACAACAACUGUAUUUCCAGUAGGGGAGAAACCUCGGCCGAGCAAUUCUUCAUCUACCCCACCGGUGAAGUUAUUGACAAGAGUGGAGCAAUUGCGGCUGUUAACUAAAGCAGAGAAAGCUGGUUUAUUAUCAGCUGCUGAGAAAUCUGGACUAUCUUUGUCGACAAUAGAGAGACUUGGUCUUCUUUCUAAAGCCGAAGAAUUGGGGAUUCUUUCAGCAGCUACUGAUCCUUCAACCCCAUCUGCACUCUUUAGUUUGAGCUUGGGAUUGUUGGCUGUGGGUCCUGCUUGUGUGUAUCUGGUGCCUGAAGAUUACCCUUGGCAAAUUGGUUUGCAGGUUGUGGUUGCACUGCUCUCUGUUGUUGGUGGCUCUGCAGCAUUUGGAGCCUCAAAUCUUGUUUCCACUUUGCAGAAAGUAAAUUGAAAUGUAAGCUGCAAAAUACUUUCAAAAUUUCUCUUAUAUAGUAUAAAUGUUUGUUUUGUUCAAUUUUGAUUUUUUUUUGAUCCCUUGCAAUCUAAGAUAUACAUUGUCCUUUCCGGUUGAGCAUUAGUUCAUUACGACAUCAAAUCUUGUCUGGAUAAAGAAUCUUGAUCUGCACUUUUCAUUGCAGCAAUGUAGUUUCUUGUAAUUCAAUGAUUGAACUUCUUUUAUCUUA
Molecule: messenger RNA, 870 nt
Organism: Solanum dulcamara
Lineage: Eukaryota; Viridiplantae; Streptophyta; Magnoliopsida; Solanales; Solanaceae
Exons: 2
Coding region: 99-638 (179 amino acids)
Source: RefSeq, a predicted model, not a curated record